Molecule: messenger RNA, 871 nt
Organism: Seriola dumerili (greater amberjack)
Lineage: Eukaryota; Metazoa; Chordata; Actinopteri; Carangiformes; Carangidae
Product: ras-related protein Rab-1A
Exons: 6
Coding region: 157-765 (202 amino acids)
Molecular function (GO): GTPase activity; GTP binding
Source: RefSeq, a predicted model, not a curated record
UUUGAUUCGAUUAUGCUGUUGUGGCUGCGACAACCAGUUUAACCAGUUCUCAACAAAAACGGUGUUUUUUCUCCAGAACGAGGCGGAUUCCAGCUUCAGCCGUGACCCGCUCCUCCCGCUCUCUCCGCUACGACACUUUACCACCUGUAGUCAACGAUGAAUCCCGAAUAUGAUUAUUUAUUCAAACUGCUCCUGAUCGGUGACUCUGGUGUCGGGAAGUCGUGUCUCCUCCUCCGGUUUGCAGAUGACACGUACACAGAGAGCUACAUCAGCACCAUCGGUGUGGACUUCAAGAUCAGGACCAUCGAGCUGGACGGGAAGACCAUAAAGCUCCAGAUUUGGGACACGGCCGGACAGGAACGCUUCCGCACCAUCACGUCCAGUUACUACAGAGGAGCUCACGGCAUCAUCGUGGUUUAUGAUGUCACAGAUCAGGAGUCCUUCAAUAACGUCAAACAGUGGCUGCAGGAGAUCGACCGCUACGCCAGCGAGAACGUCAACAAGCUGCUCGUUGGCAACAAGUGUGACCUCACAACGAAGAAGGUGGUGGAUUACACCACAGCUAAGGAAUUCGCGGACAACCUGGGGAUCCCCUUCCUGGAGACCAGCGCCAAGAGCGCCACCAACGUGGAGCAAGCCUUCAUGACCAUGGCGGCCGAGAUCAAGAAAAGGAUGGGCCCCGGGGCCACAGCUGGCGCUGCCGAGAAGUCCAAUGUCAAGAUCCAGAGCAAGCCAGUCAAUACCUCGUCCGGAGGCUGUUGCUGAGACCCCACCCCACCCCCCAACCCCACCCAAAAACCGCCACGACCUGAAUCCACCCCGAGCCCACAAUGUCUCAAUGUUAACACGCUCCACAGGGAAAGACGACCAG